This is a messenger RNA of Colletotrichum truncatum, 1143 nucleotides long. RefSeq names its product ribosomal biogenesis protein gar2. Gene Ontology annotation, biological process: maturation of LSU-rRNA from tricistronic rRNA transcript (SSU-rRNA, 5.8S rRNA, LSU-rRNA). Gene Ontology annotation, molecular function: RNA binding. The record is from RefSeq and is a predicted model, not a curated record. NCBI's taxonomy places the organism in Eukaryota, Fungi, Ascomycota, Sordariomycetes, Glomerellales, Glomerellaceae. Gene Ontology annotation, cellular component: nucleolus.
AUGGCUCCCGAAUUGAGGAAGAGAACCAGAUCGGUUACCGCGGCUGAAAAGCCUGCGGCGAAGAAGGCAACCAAGGCCGAGAAGGUCGAGCCCGCGGCCAAGAAGACCAAGGUCGAGAAGCCUAAGGCCGAGAAGGUCGAGAAGAAGGAGGAUAAGACCCCUAAGCGUAAAGCACCCGAGGAGGCCUCCCCCGUUGCGACGAAGAAGCAGAAGCCCGCGAAGGCGACCCCCAAGUCCAAGAAGGCCGCGCCCAAGCCCGAAGCCGUCGAGGAAGCCGAGCCUGAGACCACCGAGGUCGUCGAGGAGGUCGAUACUUCUGUUAUCCCCGUGGAGGAUGCCACCGACUCUGAUGACGAGGUUGACGCCGACAUUCAGGCCCUUGCCGCUGGCUUGGACCCCGAGGAUGCGCCGGAGGGUGAUGGCACCGUCUUCAAAGCCGGCCAGGACGUCGGCAAGGUUCCCAAGUUCAACAAGAAGCAGAAGAAGUUGACGGAAGAAUCAAGCGAAGAGCCCGGCGUGGUCUUCAUCUCCAGACUCCCCCACGGUUUCUACGAGCACGAGCUGAAGGGCUACUUCUCGCAGUUCGGCCCCAUCAACCGGUUGAGACUUGCCCGUAACAAGAAGACCGGUGCAAGCAAGCACUGGGCCUUCAUUGAGUUCGCCGAGGAGAGCACUGCUGAGAUUGUUGCGAAGACCAUGGACAGCUACCUCCUUUUCGGUCACAUCCUGAAGGUCAAGACUGUUCCCCGGGAGUCGCUGCACGAGAACCUGUGGAAGGGAGCCAACAAGCGCUUCAAGAAGAUCCCCUGGAACAAGAUCGCUGCCAAUGAGGUCGCCAAGAAGAGAACGGAGUCGAAUUGGUCUCACAAGGUAUCCAAGGAGGAGAAGAAGCGCGCAGAACGUGCCGAGAAGUUGAAGGAGUUGGGAUACGACUUCGAGGCUCCUAAGCUGAAGGAGGCCGUUGCACCGCCGCCGGAGCCUAUGGCCAUUGAUGCACCUGAGGAGACCAAGGCCAUCGAGGCUGCCCCCGCCGAGGAGGAGACUGCCCCUACGGCGACGGAAGAGGUUGAGGAGGCGGAGAAGCCCAAGGCGACAAAGGGCAAGGCGAAGAAGGGUGGCAAGGCGAGGAAGAGCAAGGCCUAA